CGGGAUCCCUCGCGGGAUUUUGCGGAAUCCCGUCCCUCAAUCCCGCACUUUUUUCGAUUUGUGGGGUUUUGCAGUGAUUAUUCCCGCGGGAUCCCGUCCCGCAAACAUUUUAAAAAAAUCCCGCAAACACGAUUUCGUCGACCUCUAAUUCUAACUUUCCCUGUUGAUUUUUAUAAGGGUGAUCUUCUGGGUUUUCCAAACUGCCCUUUGUUUAAUUAAACUUGACCCAAAAAAGAAUAAUCUUGAGACUCUAACAGCCUAUUGAUUUUAUAAUUGUUUAUUUUUUACUUUCUUUUUAAUCUUGUUAUUGAUAGUAAAUAUUUGUUUAUUUUUUUUUAAUGGGACUAAGGCGCAAGGCGCAGAUAUCUUCUCUUUAAAGCUUGUCGAGAAUGGUACCAUUCACGGGAAAAAAUUAAAAAAAUUUUUUUUCGAAAGGGGAGAGGUUUUGCGCCUUGGUACCAUAUCCGCGUUUUUGCGUGUUUUUUUUCGUAUAAAUUUUUUUCUUCUCUAAUUUCCCCUUAUUUUAAAGGUCAAUUUAUGAAUGCUAGAACAAAUCAACUCCAAUUGACCGCAGAAUAUCGGCAAAUAAAGGAUGCCGUUUCAGUGGCAUUUCAUUCAAUUAUGAUACAUCGGGUACUUGGAAAGUUUAAAUUUUCUUCUGACAGCGAUUAUAGCCUUGGCUCUCUUGGGCAUGAAGAAGUGCCGUGCAAUCAUGUCGAUCUCACUUAUAUACGAGUCAACAGUCCCGAAUUUAUCGAUGACUUUAAUGAAAAGGUGGACUUAUUUGUCGAGGCGGUAACCAAAUCAUUGAAGGACGGGUAUUUUUUAAGUGGAAGUGGAAAUCAUUUAAUAUCGCCUUCGUCUGCUCGUGAAGGAGGGAGAAUUUAUGGAAUUGAUUGCUGGGAGGAUCUGAUAUCAACACAAAUUAAACUUGAAUUUUACCAGCGUCGGAAACGACAGUGGCCAAUUCCAGAAGAUACUGCUCCGUGGGAAGUUUGGGAAUUACAUCUAAAUCUUGUUCGUACAUUAAAUAACGAAGAUUUUUUUCGAAUGCGAGAAUAUGUGGCUGAACAACUUUCUGAUAAAGUUUUGACAAUUUGUGAGCUUAUGAAUAAACCGCAAUAUUUGCCAAAAAUUCCAACACGACUGGAGAUUACUUCCGUUUUUGAUAUUCGAUUUCCAAAUUGUGACCCUUAUUUGUGGCGAUUGGAUUCGGAACAUGGUCUCCGUUCAACAGAAAAUAUCUCUUCAGGCACAAGUUUUGUGAAGAAAUUGUUCAGGGAUGGACUUGCUUUCAAUAUACAAUAAAUAUAAAAUAGUUUUUUUAAUAAUUUAAAAAUAAGGGGGAGAAAAAAAUUUAAAAAAUUUUUGCGGCCAAAACAAAAUUUAAAAAAGGUCUUGCUUAAAAAACACAAGCCUUUUAAAAGGGAAACCUUUUUCUUUAAAAUCACUGCCAUUAUAAAAGCCAGAGCACAAAAAAAACAACCACGCACUUAACAAAAACCCCAAAUUUUUUGGCUUAUAUUUUUGAUAGGCCUAGGGAGUAUUUUCUUUUUUGUGUUAAAAAUUGAAUUUUAUUUAUGUAAAAAUUGGUGACUUGAAAAAAAAAUUUUUCUUUGUUGGGAAGUCUUUUGGACUUGAAUAAAAAAAAGUUUCUUUAGCGGUUGAAGUCCAAGUUAUUUCCACGGGUCUUGGAUGGUUAGUAAAGCCGGCACUCAUUC
Meloidogyne enterolobii is the source of this 1721-nucleotide messenger RNA. The record is from the annotation of a GenBank genome assembly. NCBI's taxonomy places the organism in Eukaryota, Metazoa, Nematoda, Chromadorea, Rhabditida, Meloidogynidae.